Messenger RNA from Electrophorus electricus (electric eel), 906 nucleotides. The record is from RefSeq and is a predicted model, not a curated record. NCBI's taxonomy places the organism in Eukaryota, Metazoa, Chordata, Actinopteri, Gymnotiformes, Gymnotidae.
AUGAUGUCCUACAUAAAGCAGACUCAUUACGCAGUGAACGGGUUAACUCUGUCCGCUCCAGGGAUGGACCUACUACAAACAACGUCGGCUACCCCAGCCACUCCGAGAAAGCAGCGCCGCGAGCGCACUACCUUUACACGCACUCAGCUGGACAUUUUGGAGGCUUUGUUCACAAAGACACGGUACCCCGACAUCUUCAUGAGGGAGGAGGUGGCGCUCAAAAUAAACCUGCCUGAGUCCAGAGUACAGGUUUGGUUCAAGAACCGCAGAGCAAAAUGCCGUCAGCAGCAACAGCAGACCAGUGGCCAGCCCAAGCCCCGCCCCCCCAAGAAGAAGACCACCCCGCCCCCGGAGAUGCCCCCCGAGCCCAGUGCUGGCCCCUCCUCCAUGAUGGUGUCAGCCCCGCCCCUGACUGUGGCCCCCAGCACCAGUGCUGGCACUGCCCCUGUGUCAGUGUGGAGCCCCACGUCACUGUCGCCCAUCCCAGACCCCCUUUGCGGCCCUGGGACCCCCUGUAUGCAGCGAGCCAGUACCUACACCAUGGGCUACAGCCAGGGCUCCUCCUACAGUCAGGGCUCCUCCUAUGGCCAGGGCCCCUCCUAUGGCCAGGGCCCCUCCUACGGCCAGGGCUAUGGCUCAUCGCUUUACUUCAGCAGCUUUGACUGCAGUCCCUACCUGUCACCCAUGAGCUCGCAGCUGUCAGCCAGUGGGGGCGCUCUCUCACCUCUCACUGUACCCUCCAUGGGUAGCUCCCUGAGCCACUCACCCUCACUCUCCUCUCAGGGCUACGGUGCCUCCUCUCUCAGCUUUAGCACCAUCGACUGCCUGGACUACAAGGACCAGCAGGCCUGGAAGCUGAACUUCAGCACCGUCGACUGCCUCGAUCACAAGUUCCAGGUGCUGUAG